This is a messenger RNA of Chelonoidis abingdonii (Abingdon island giant tortoise), 10355 nucleotides long. RefSeq names its product zinc finger FYVE-type containing 26 (gene ZFYVE26). Gene Ontology annotation, molecular function: metal ion binding; phosphatidylinositol-3-phosphate binding. NCBI's taxonomy places the organism in Eukaryota, Metazoa, Chordata, Testudines, Testudinidae. Gene Ontology annotation, biological process: mitotic cytokinesis; regulation of cytokinesis; double-strand break repair via homologous recombination. Gene Ontology annotation, cellular component: lysosomal membrane; centrosome; midbody. The record is from RefSeq and is a predicted model, not a curated record.
CACCUGAUUCGUCUUUCAAGAUGGCCGCGGUAAUAGGCUGCCCAGCCAGGGGAAUGCAAUCAGUGCGGACCGUCCCAUAAGCCUCUAAUGUGCAGGGUGAGCCGGACCGAUCCACCACCGCUGCGGCUUCCCUAAGAGGAGUCCAGUCACAGUGGGAUGAUGCAUCCAUUUGGUAAUGAGGAAGCAGCCUCUCUGGAACAUCUUUUCUGUUUUUUUUGUGAAUGUGUGCGGUGGGGAGAAUGGGGGCUAGCACAGGCCUGUAUUCCUCAGUUACAUCAGUGGCAGGGGGAUGGCUCUGAGAAAGUUGCAGCUAUCCUGCAGGCUUUAAUAGCUUGUCCAUCUCAGUUAAGGUGUGGACAGAAUUGCAGCCCUCAGAGACUUGCUUGGCUUUGGCUCCUUGUGCUCAAGAAAUGGCUGGUAUGGGAUCAGAAAAUAAUUCCAGCUGGUCUCCAAAGAGAAACUGAAUUCUUACUCCUCUUAGAAGAACUGCAAAAGGAUGUCUCUGAUGAAGUCCUAAAGGAGCUGUUCGAAGCAUUUGAAUGUGUCCAGAGCAAGCAUGAAUCGGACAGAAAGAAAAGAGAUGGCCGCACGUACAGAUUCAGUAUGGAAGCAACUUCGGCUCUCCGGAAGCUUUUGUUGAGGGCUCCCCGCCGGGCACAAGCCCUGCUGGAGUUCCUGCAGGGAGAACAUGGCACACCCAGCUCUGCACUCCAGCACAGUUGCUCUGUGCAAAAUAUCUAUGUUGACUUUCUCCGUGACUCCUUAAAAUCUCUGCAGAGGCUUCAGCGGUAUCCCAAAUCCUCAGGAGAACUGGAUCAGACUGAGACAGUGGAUGCUAUUUAUGGUGUCCUUAGUGUGUUGCAUUUUGAAGUGGAGCAUCAGACUGGCGAGCUCCGACACUUGUGCAGGGAGUUGUUGGAUGCUUGCUGGGCUGAAGGAAGCCCACUGAAGGAAGAGAGGUUACUGGGCUGCAUACUGAGGAAGCAGAGCCAUGCCUUGCUCAGUUUAUACAGCAAUGUCUUCACAGAGAGGACAAGAGAGAAACUGUUGGGGCCAAAGUUGCCAGGAAAAGGUUCAUCUGAGCAGUUGGACACAGAACGGGUAAUGAUGGCUUUGUUCGCAGAGCCUGAAGAGGUUUAUUCUUGGAAGACUGCCUAUUUUUACUGCCUGAGCAGCAGCAAGCACUUUCUGGAGCAGAUUCUGGUGACUGCAUUAACACUAUUAAAAAGGGAAGACUUCACAGGCUUGAGCAGCUUACUGAGUCGAGAAUUCAACCCCCUCAGCCGUCUUCUGGUAUUGCUAGGGUGGACUCACUGUCACAGCUUAGAAUCAGCAAAAAAAUUGUUAUAUGCUCUUCACAAAACUCGGAGUCUGUGCAAUGAUUCAGUAUUGAAAGAGUUCUGUGAUGGGCUAUGGGCUCAAGUGGAGGUUCUUGAAUGGUGCAUACAGCAAAACAGUAUUACUAUCCCAAAGAAGAUUCUUUUGCAACACUUGUACAGUCUGGAUUGCCACUCUGCACUCUACUCUCUUCAUCACCUCACCAACCUUCUGGCCCUGAAUGAAGAGGAUGUCAUUGAGCUUCUUCAGAAGGUUCCAGCCAGAGACCAGGAGACACAGGUGGUGCCGGUUUCCAGCCUCCUGAGUCAGCAACGCAACCUGGUGCUCUUCCGGGCAUUUUGUGCCAUGAAAUAUGCAAUCUAUGCACUGUGUGUGAAUUCACACUGUCAUUCGAAGUGCAAGGACUGCAUGCACAGCCUUCUCAGUGACCUCCCUGAGGACUCGACCCCUCUUAAAGAACCACCAGGAGAUCGGCCUCCUUACCUAGAUUGUCCAGCUAUUUUUCGUCAGUAUCUUGCCAAGUGCCAGCAGUUCUUACGGAGUCUCCCUGCUCCUCUGCACCUGGAGCUUCUGGAGAACAUCUUCUCCCUGCUUUUUGUCUCCUAUAGUGACCUCUACACAGAGACUCCCCUGCCCGAGGACUAUGCAGAAGAGGACAAUAUUGUGAAAAAGAGCUGUGGUGCUGGGAACUUGGAUGGUAGUGCCAGCCGAGAGUCUUCCACCUCAGAAAGUCCACAGCACCCAACAGAGCCUGAAAGAAAGACAGAGAGAUGUCCUCAGGCCCCCCGGACAGUCUACCAUGGUAUCCAAACUCUGCUUGGUUCAGAAUUGAGUGAUGAGACCUGUGAAUCCUCCAGGAUGAGCUAUCUAGAUCUGAAACAUUUUGCCAGUGGUGUCAGUGGAUUUUUAGUGGAUGAUCUGGUAGUGGAUGCCUUCCUCAAGAUGCUCCUCAACCACCUGGAAGAAAUUCAGCGUUCUCUCCCGUGGGAUUCGAGUAACGUGCCCCAUGAGGAGCUGGAGUUGGUAGAGUGCUUGAAUUUCUCUGUAAAUAGAGAUGUCUUUGGGAGCAGAGUGCUGCAGUUCUCCAAAUACCUCUCUGAAGCUCAGUGGAGAUACAAAGUAGUGAUGAGUAACAGAAAUACAGAACAUCAGCUUGCAGCCUCCAAGAGACACUUCUCCUUAACCAGAUGCUCCAGCUUGAGGAAGCGCCAUCAAACUCAAAGAUGGAGGAUGGAUUGUAAAAAGAGAACUUCAAGUCAAUCACUGGAGAGUACAAGCAGUGAAUUGAGCACCAGCACAUCAGAGGGAAGUACCAGUACUGUGUCUGGCUGGAGUGACCUGGAAUGUAGGCUGAAGCCUCAGCAGCAGAACCUCCUCAUCCCCAUGAUGCUUUCCCCACCUGAGUCACUCCUAGUCUCCUGUAUCUUGAGGGGGAACUUUAUAGAAGCCCAUCAGGUGGCUUUGAUGUUUAAUCUGGAGUCUUCGGCUUCCUAUGGUGAGCUGGUUUUCAUGGAACGCUAUCAAGAGGUGGUGCGGGAGCUCGCAAAAGUGGAGCACAAAAUUGCAUAUCAGUCAGCUGAUGGUAUUGGGGGCAUCAGGAGAUCUGGCAGUGGCCGCUCAACACUUCAGGCUAUUGGGAGUGCAGCAGCGGCAGGUAUGGUAUUUUAUUCCAUCUCGGAUGUUACUGAUAAGUUGCUUGCCACCUCUGGAAGCCUUGUCCCUACUCUCCAAGAAGACUUUUGGACUAGCAGCAUCCAGCUGGAGCACACAGAUCCUAUGAGUGAAGUUGUGGCAGACCUCAGCCCUUCAGCAAUGGCAGCAUUUGACUUAGCUUGUACUCAGUGCCACCUGUGGAAAACCUGCAAACAGCUGUUGGAAACAGCAGAGAGACGAUUACAUAAUAGCCUUGAAACAAGGGGCCGCAGACUUGACUUCAUUCCACUGCACUGUGAUGGCAUAAGGGGCUUCCCAGCAGUUCUUCAACAAAUAAAUAAAAUUCUCAACUACCCUUGCAUGUCACAAGGACAAUCCAAGUCAGAGGUCUCAGAUGAAAAAAUAAGUAGUCAGUUUCGAUGUAAUAUUGUGGACCUUCUGCAGAUGUGCUACCCCACUCUGACUGAGGACUGUAUUGCUAAUCAGAUUGUUUUAUCACAGUACCUAGAUCAAGUCCUGCAAACACUGACAAACAUUGAAGAUUCUCCAGACUCCAAAGGGAGCCUGAUCAGCAACUUGGUAGAACAGGCAUCUCUGAAGCCUACAGAGUUGGAGGCGCAUCCAAUUCGUAAUCAAAUCCAACUUUUGCUGAAAACCUUGGACCAACACAUUCAGACCAUGCCAGUGAGCAGCAUGAGGACAGACUGUGUGAAGAGCUUCUUCGAUUAUAUUAACACACUUGCUUCUAUUGUGCUACGGAGCCUCAAUACAGAGCUAGAUCAAACUGCAGAGGUGAAGGUUGGGAACCCUUUCAUACUGUUACAGCAGAGCCCAUCUCACUUGCUCUCUUUGCUCGUGUUUGAGAGACAAGUUCCUCCUGACAGGCUCUCUUCGUUGUUGGCAAAAGAAGAGUUGAACUUAAAUGUGCAGCAAGUUAUCAUUAAUUGUUGUUGUGAGCCACUGUCCUUGUGCAGUGCCAGGCAAAGCAGCCAGACCAGGUCUCUUUUGACUAAUAUCAGCAGCCUAGCACAUCUUCAUGCCUACCAUUGUUUGCCGGAUGUUGAGAUACCUAUCCACAAUCCAGCUAUGGACUCUGAGGAGGAUUCUACUCAGCCCUCUUCUUCCCUGGCUGACUUGAACCAGCAUACGCUCACUGCCUCUUCCCUGGCCUUCCUGAAGUGUCAGUCGAAGCUAAUGGCUACUGUGGCAUGUCUCUGUGCAUCCAAGGUACAGAAGGUCCCCAAACCAAGCCUGUCAUGGAUGGAAUUUCGGGGCAAGAGGGAGGUCCCCUUGGGCCUGGAGCAGAUUUCCAAAGAGUGUGAGACAUUACUGAAGGAGUUCUUGAUGCUGGAGAGUUUUCUUCUCACCAUGUCUGAGCCACUUCAGGAUCCCCAGGAGGAGGGUACUGGUUUGGUUAGUGGCCUCUGUGGCAAGCCGUACAUGUCGCUUGUCCUUUUGGGCUUGCAUUCUACCAUGGCUGUCGAGGUAUUAAUGGAAGUCUUUGAGCAAGCGCUCACUGCAAAGGACUGGCCCAGAGCCCUGAAGGUCUUGGACCUGUACAGUCAGGAUAUGGAGGAGCUGACCAGCGUGAGGGAUGCUGUGCUGAGCUGUGCGACUGCUGAUGGUAAGGAUGGCUGGCAGUAUCUGUUCCCAGUGAAGGAUGCGAUGUUGAGAAGUAGAUUGGCCCUGCGGUGCCUGGACAGGUGGCCCCUUGAGGCUUGUCUGGAAAUCCUAGCAUACUGCAUCUGUGAUCCUGGCAUAACUGAAGAACUGAAGUCUGAUCUGCAGAGCAAAAUAGGAGAACUGCAAGUUUAUCGAAAGAUUUUGAAUUUGCAAGAUGUCCCAACAUGGAAUGACUGGCAAGAUCUGAAAGAAGCCUGCAUUGAUGAUCCCCAGGCCAUCAUGAGUGUUGUUCUGGAAGCAAAGGAUUAUGAGUUGUGUGAAGAAUGGGGUCACUUAUACCCUGUCCCAAGAGAACACUUGAUCAGCCUUCACCAGGAGCACCUCCUGCACUUGCUGGAAAUGGGAGACACUGAAAAGGCUUUGAAGCUCUUAGAAAGAAUAGAAGACUCUGAUAUGCGCCUUGUGAUAAGCGAACAGUCUCUUGACAAGCAUCCCAGCUUGGCAGCCUCUCACUUCCUAGCAAAUUAUCUCACUACCCACUUCUACAAGUACCUGACAGCUACACGCCAUAACGAAAUCCAGGCUCUCUACAUGGGAUCAAAGGUGUUGCUGACUCUUCCUGAGGCCUACCGUGCUAGCUACUCCCACCUGUCCUCCAGGCCACUGCUCAUGCUGGAGCAGCUGCUCAUGAACAUGAAGGUGGACUGGGCAGCUGUGGCCGUACAAACGCUGCACCAGCUCUUGGUUGGGCAGGAGAUCGGCUUCACUGUGGAUGACAUGGAUGCUUUGCUCUCCAAGUAUUCAGAGAAAGCCCUUGACUUCCCUUUCUCAUUAAAAGAGAAGAGAUCAGAUUCUGUGAUUCGCACCCAAGAGAGUCUCAGUCAGGUAUCAGAGUCUGACACCUCAUCUAAAUCAGGAUCAGCAGAACUGUGUCCUGCCAGUUUUCCUGGUAUCAUCCAAUCUUCAAGUCCGAGAGAGAGAAGCCUGCCUCGGAAUCUGCUUCCUCAAGAGUUUGUGCCACCUGAGGUGCCACCACCAAAGCAUCAGUGGAUCCCCGAUGAAACUGAAAUUACGUGCAUGGUCUGCAAAACAGAACGUUUUACUAUGUUUAAUAGGCGACAUCACUGCAGACGUUGUGGGAGGUUGGUGUGCAGUUCUUGCUCUACCAAGAAAAUGGGGGUGGAAGCUUGUAGAGAAAAUCCAGCUCGUGUAUGUGACCAGUGCUACAGCUACUACAGCAAGCAUUGUUCACCUGGCUUAGUCCAAGACACAAGCAUACUCAGUGAGCUGGUGGAGGGUGUGGUGAGGAACAGUGGGAGAGCAGUCACCUCUGUGCUUCCUGCCCUGCUAUCAGUGGGCCUACUGGGAAGAGAUGAGCACAGUGCUGUCUUGAAAAGCACAAAAGAGGAAGAUCAAGACUUGAUGGAAGCAGUACAGACCUGUGGUAAUGGAGGUUUGGAUUACUCUGUAGUGAUGCGAGUACCCAAGGCAACUGAACUUGAAUGGCUUCUUUCUCUAAGUGAAGAUGAAAAUGAAAUUGUGCGUAAUGAAUUUUAUUAUGAACAGGCCCCUAGUUCUUCCUUGUGUAUUUCCAUCCUCAGUCUGCACUCGGAUAGCACAGCAUGUGGCCACCAGCUGAUACAGCACUGCUGCAAAUUGUCCCAAGGUCUGAUUAACCCUGAAGUGGAUGCUGGGCUUCUCAUGGACAUCAUGAAACAGCUGCUUUUCAGUGCCAAGAUGAUGUUUGUAAAAGCUGGAAGGAGCCAGGAUCUAGCUUUGUGUGACAGUUACAUCAGCAAGGUGGAUGUGCUGAAUAUUUUAGUUGCUGCUGCCUAUCGCCAUGUACCAUCUCUUGAUCAGAUUCUACAGCCUGCAGCAGUAACGAGGCUAAGAAAUCGGCUUUUGGAAGCAGAAUACUAUCAGUUAGCUGUUGAGGUUUCUACAAAGACUGGGCUGGAUCCAGGUGGAGCAUGGCAUGCUUGGGGCAUGGCUUGCCUUAAAGCUGGGAACUUAAGUUCAGCAAGAGAGAAAUUCAGCCGAUGCUUAAAGCCACCGUUUGAUCUGAACCAGUUGAAUCAUGGCUCAAGGCUGGUCCAAGAUGUGAUACAGUAUCUGGAGUCCACCGUGAAGCCCGUAGUCUUGGUGCAGGACGAUGACUACUUUGCCACAUUGAGAGACCUGGAAGCAACCCUGAGGACACGAAGCCUGUCUCUGGAGUUGAUGUCCGAAGGGAAGAUCCAACACAACAGCUACUAUCAGGAGUGCUUGUUCUAUUUACACACGUAUGGCACCAACCUAGCGAUCAUUAGCUUCUACAUGAGACACGACUGCAUGCGAGAAGCACUUCUGCAUUUGUUAAAUAAGGAGAGCCCACCAGAAGUGUUCAUUGAAGGGAUCUUUGUCCCAAGUUAUAAAAGUGGAAAACUGCACAUGUUGGAGAACUUGCUGGAAACCAUUGAUCCAAGUCUGGAGAGCUGGGGUAUCUACCUGAUUGCAGCCUGCAAACACUUGCAGAAAAAGAACUACUACCACAUUCUGUAUGAACUGCAGCAGUUUAUGAAGGAUCAUGUCCGUGCUGCCAUGACCUGCAUUAGAUUCUUCACUCACAAGGCAAAGUCUUACACAGAGCUGGGAGACACACAGAAAUGGCUCCUGAAGGUUAAGGACCACCUCAAAGUUUACCUGCAGGAGGUUUCAAGGAGUUCCGGAAGGAAAAAAGCUGCUUGCACUUUUCGGAAGAAAAUGACAGCCACUGACGUGUCAAGACACAUCAAUACAGUUGAGCUACAGAUGGAAGUCACCAAGUUCCUGCAUCGAUGUGAGAGUUCGGGGACCUCUCCAAUAACUGGCUCAAACUUGCCCACACUAUUUGGAAACAAUCACAUGAAGAUGGAUGUAGCUGGCAAGGUCAUGCUGGAAGGGAAGAACAUUGAAGAAGGUUUUGGAAUUGCAUUCAGAGUCCUCCAGGACUUCCAGCUGGAGGCUGCAGCUGUAUACAGUAAAGUGGCGAAGGCGCUUGUGAAGCAGCGGAACUACAGUGAGAUCCGGCAGCUCCUUAAAUGCGUCAAUGAGUCUGGAGUUGCAGCCAAAAAUGAUGGGGAUAUCAUCAUCCUAAACUGCCUAGAUGAGUUUAAGGAUAUUCCCUCUGAGGAUCUGGACAAUCUGAUCCAGGAUAUGGACAGCGAUGAAAACAAGAUCCAAGCCUACCUGAAGUGCAACAAGCUGCGUUCUGCCUACCUGGUCUCAGUGAGACAAGAGAAUACCAGAGCCGUGGAGCUGGUGCAGCAUGUGCGGCAGUUGGCUGAGAACAGCAGGGAAGACGUUGUGCAGGCCAUCUGUGCCCAGUGGCUUUCAGUGCACCAGCCCAAACAAAAAAGCUCAAAGACCACUAGGAAAUAACUUCCAGGCACCAGCAUCCAUAAAGGGAAGACUUCCUGUGGCACAGAGAAGAGGAGCUCAGCGAUCUCUCAGUGGCAAGUAAGAGCUGCUAGAGUGCCUGUAGCUAAAGGGAAGGAAUUUACUUCGUACCAGUGCCAAUCCUGUGUUCUGAUGACCAACAAUCUCUACCUCAGGGUGUUCUCUGUGUGUUUUUAAACCUGAACAAGUCAAGCAAGACUAAGGAUUAUGGAGAAACACACCUUUCUCCUCUUUCAUAGAGGCAUUGAACUCUUUUGCCAUGAGUUUGUUUUAACUCAGUAAACCUGUGUAUAGUUGAUGACCAAAUCCCAUCCCAUCCCAUCUCAGAUCAGUGUAGGUUGAAACAUGAAUCUCUGUAAUAUCUAUUAGCCAGAGCCAUUAUAAAAUGAAUUGAUCAUUGCAAAGGUUGAUGAGUUUUGUUUCCAUUUAUGUAGACUUGGGACUGAACUUUUGAGGUGACUUUUUAAAGAUCUGUACUAAUUAUCACAAAGUUUUUUACACUAGCACAGUAUGUGCAAAUCCUUUAGUUGGUUUGAAAGGCAAUGGCUAGUUGUAUAUGGCAGGUGUGUCUAUGCUGAAAUCACUGGCAAGUGUUUGCCUGCUGCUUGGGCCCUUGGAUGGAUGGAUGUAAUUGCAACAGGAUGCACUACAAAGGGAAAACCUUAAAAUAGGAUGAGAAUGUCUGAGAAUUUCUUACCUCUUGCUUCCCUAGUUUAAUCCACUUAGUGGAUUAAACCGCUGUGAUACAAUUGUCAUUGGGCUCUUAUGUCCUUUUCCAUAGUGUAAACAAGCUGAGCUAUACACCUCUUGCACUGUAGGGAAAGCACCUUCCUUUUAUAAAAGGGUUUAUAUGGUGAAAUUUAAUCACACGGCCAAGUAAUAAACUGCUGAACCAUGCAAUGAGUGUCCUUACUAAUGCAAUCUUUCCCCUUCUGACAAAGUGAAACAUUUUGGACCGAAGUGUUAUACUUUUUAACAAAAAAAAAAAACCCCACCCUCCAUUUGUUCCUGGAGUGAACAAAUGGCUCAGACAGUUGAAAUACACUGGGGACUGGCAGGCAUCCUUUAGUUCAAGUGAUGUCCCUGUAUUAGUUGCUGCUGCACAGAAUCUCUUUCCCCAGUUGUCUGCCGCUGACUAGAAACAGACCAAAAGCCGCACUCUCCUGGUCUACUUCAUUUAACGGCAGGUUCCUCUAGUGUAAAGUGAUUCUGUUCAGGGACAUUUGGAUUUGGCUACUGCUUCUCUGCAGCUGUUAAUCAGAGAAGAGGGAAAAGUAGUAAGGAGAAACAGGCAGCAGAGAAUGGAAGAAGCAGAAAUGAGUGAUGGUUUAAAAAAAAGUUCCUUAACUUUGGCAGCCCACAGCAUGCUUGUAGUGCUAUGGAUGUAGACUGCUAACAUUUAGAGAUGGGCAACUCAAUUUCCCUUUCAGCAGCUCCCAGUAUAUUACAGUCAACUGGCUCACUUGCAGCCAAAUGCACUCUAUAAAGAUGUUUUUCGUUUCUGGAAGUGUAAUAAUUAAUUCCAUUGUAUAAGGUAAGCUAAGCAAGCAAAUAGAGUCCUUGUGAUAGAACAGACCUCCAAUGAGAUUAAGGACUUGGUUGAUCUCAUUUUGAAUGUUUCAUGACCACUGUCCCACUGACUCAAACAUGUCUCCCUGCUAGAAAUGCUUAGCUCAUUGGAUUUGGGGUUAGAAAUAGCUCAGAGCUAAGAAUCAGGAAUGACCACACUUAACUUUCAGAAUCUCCUAACCCCAGAUCUCAGAGAUCCCAUUAGUAAGGCUAAUAAAAGCUGCUUUUAUUGUCUCGGCCAGACAGAACCGGCCUUGCAGUAUGCUCCAGGAGUUAGGCUUAUCUUGUUGGGUGUGAUACUUUUUAUGGUUUGGGUCGAUACCAAAUCUACAAAUAUGGGUGGAGAGGUCUGUACUGUGUGCACUGAUGCAGUAUCUACCAUUCUAUAUGCAUCAGUGAGAGGAACUUGAACAACAUAGAAGGAAAGAAUGAUGCCUGCCAUGUAGCCUAGCCAUUUUUGUGCCUGUCUUUCUGCUUGACUUCUUUGCACUGUACUUUACGCACUUUAUUGAGUGUUUGUUGCAAUUUUGAUAGUCCUUAACUUAGAAUUCUAAGGAUCUUUUUCUUACCAGCAGAACUGGAAUUUUAGCCCUGACCCUAAAAAACUUGUCACGAAUAGUGCAAUUAGUAUUGGGCUUAAAAACCCUAAGCAUAAAAAUGGAUUAAACACUAGUAGUUGAAAGAGCCAUUUCUCUGUUAAGUUGUAAUCUGCUUACAAUGAACAAAGGAGAAUAAAGUAUUAUCAGCAAAGGUCA